Messenger RNA from Penicillium vulpinum, 642 nucleotides. RefSeq lists its product as uncharacterized. Lineage: Eukaryota; Fungi; Ascomycota; Eurotiomycetes; Eurotiales; Aspergillaceae. The transcript has 3 exons. Bases 1 to 642 code for a protein of 213 amino acids. The record is from RefSeq and is a predicted model, not a curated record.
AUGGAUCGACUUCCCAGCGAACUGGACAGCCUUCGGCUGUCUGCGCAAAACACACCUCCAACCACGCAGGAUCCCCAACCCCAACCGCGCUGCAACUGUCUCCGCCAAACAGCCGAUGUCCUGAAUCGCUUCCCCGACUUCUCGAAUAGAUCUCCAAUAGAAACCUACCGCAUCCGUCUAGAUGAUGUCCUCAUCAUCGGCGAAGCUUUGACCGACAACUGGGAAACAUUGAAAGGCUGCCCGGUACCCGAUACACAUCUGGACGCGCGCAUGCUUCAAAGAAUGAUAGAUGCUGCGAGAAAGAUGCUCAUGCUGUACGAGGCGACGAUUGAGUCCAUACUUGGAGGCUGGGGCCAGCAGCCUAACGGUGGGGGUGUUGAUCACGAUCCGUCGAGUACUCGCAAUGGAAGCAUAAAUAGCUCAGUGGAAGCAACAACUGCAAUAGUUAUCACUGAAGUACCGAUAACUGUUGGAGCCAUUCAACUAGACAGGCUGGAAACGACGACUAUGGUGAACGAGACUUUGCGUCUUUUUACCAAGCAGUUGGGGGAUAUGCUGCGUGAUAUCGAGGAGGAUAUGCCUAUUAUGGAUGGGGCGAAUCAUUUGCUAGGGAAUGACCGUGUGGGGGAGAUGAUCAGAUAG